Molecule: messenger RNA, 2589 nt
Organism: Colletotrichum acutatum
Lineage: Eukaryota; Fungi; Ascomycota; Sordariomycetes; Glomerellales; Glomerellaceae
Product: glucosamine-fructose-6-phosphate aminotransferase
Exons: 5
Coding region: 210-2312 (700 amino acids)
Biological process (GO): fructose 6-phosphate metabolic process; UDP-N-acetylglucosamine metabolic process; protein N-linked glycosylation
Molecular function (GO): L-glutamine:D-fructose-6-phosphate transaminase (isomerizing) activity; carbohydrate derivative binding
Source: RefSeq, a predicted model, not a curated record
AGCCAGUUCAACCAGCUGCACAUAAAGCUGCUCAGCUCCCGCCUCCUGCAUCUUGCUCUACCCUACUCAUUCUCUCUUGAUCCAACUAUUCAUCUCUCUCGCUCUUCUUGAUACCCUUCGCCGCCGCCUCUACCACACGAGUCUCCGCCUCUUUCUGUUAAUUGGUCUUUUACGUUUCUUGUCAGGGUCUUCGAUUGCGUUGAAUCAACAUGUGUGGCAUUUUCGGCUACGUCAACUACCUGGUGGAGAAGGACCGCCAGUUCAUCCUCGACACUCUGGUGAACGGUCUCUCCCGUCUCGAGUACCGUGGAUACGACUCGGCCGGCCUUGCUGUCGACGGUGACAAGAAGAACGAGGUCUUCGCCUUCAAGGAGGUUGGCAAGGUCGCCAAGCUCAAGGAGCUCAUCGCUGAGUCCAAGGUCGACGAGACCAAGUACUUCGACUCACAUGCCGGUAUCGCCCACACUCGCUGGGCUACCCACGGCCCCCCGUCUCGUCUGAACUGCCACCCCCACAGAUCUGACCCUACCUGGGAGUUCACCGUCGUUCACAAUGGUAUCAUCACCAACUACAAGGAGCUCAAGACCCUCUUGAGCGCCAAGGGCUUCAAGUUCGAGACCGAAACCGACACCGAAUGCAUUGCUAAGCUCGCCAAGUACCUGUACGACCAGCACCCCGAUAUUGGCUUCACCGACCUCGCCAAGGCUGUCAUCAACGAGCUCGAGGGCGCUUACGGACUUUUGAUCAAGUCCGUACACUACCCCCAUGAGGUCAUCGCUGCCCGCAAGGGUUCUCCCCUUGUCAUCGGUGUCAAGACUCAGAAGCGCAUGAAGGUCGACUUCGUCGACGUCGAGUACUCCGAGGAGGGUGCCCUCUCUGCCGAGGCUGCCUCCCAGAACGUUGCCCUCAAGAAGCAGCAGGACAACUUCUUGAACCCCAACACUCUGCUAGGUGCCCCCGACAAGUCGCUCCUGCACCGCUCGCAGUCGCGCGCUUUCAUGACCGACGACGGCAUGCCCAUGCCCACGGAGUUCUUCCUCUCGUCUGACCCGUCUGCCAUCGUCGAACACACCAAGAAGGUCAUGUACCUUGAGGACGAUGAUAUUGCUCACAUUCACGAGGGCUCGCUGAACAUUCACCGUCUUAAGAAGGCGGACGGCAGCUCCAAUGUGCGCACCAUCCAGACCCUGGAGCUUGAGCUUCAGGAGAUCAUGAAGGGCAAGUUCGAUCACUUCAUGCAGAAGGAAAUUUUCGAGCAGCCCGAGUCCGUCGUCAACACCAUGAGAGGUCGUCUCGAUGCCGCCAACAAGACUGUCACCCUAGGUGGUCUCCGCUCUUACAUUUCUACCAUCCGCCGCUGCCGCAGAAUUAUCUUCAUUGCAUGCGGUACCAGUUAUCACUCAUGCAUGGCCGUUCGCGGUGUGUUUGAAGAGCUGGCCGAGAUCCCCAUCGCCGUUGAGCUGGCUUCCGAUUUCCUCGACAGACAGGCGCCCGUCUUCCGUGACGACACCUGCGUCUUCGUCUCCCAGUCUGGUGAGACUGCCGACUCUCUCAUGGCUCUCCGCUACUGCUUGGAGCGCGGCGCCCUGACCGUCGGUAUCGUCAACGUCGUCGGUUCCUCCAUCUCUCUGCUCACCCACUGCGGUGUUCACGUCAACGCCGGUCCCGAAAUCGGUGUUGCCUCCACCAAGGCCUACACCUCCCAGUUCAUUGCCAUGGUCAUGUUCGCCCUCUCCCUUAGUGAGGACCGCGCAUCCAAGCAGAAGCGUCGCGAGGAGAUCAUGGAGGGCCUCGCCAAGAUCCCUGAGCAGAUCAAGGAUAUCCUCACCCAGGACCAGUCCAUCAAGGAGCUCUGCUCCAAGACUUUCCAGAACCAGAAGUCUCUUCUGCUGCUCGGUCGCGGUGCCCAGUUUUCUACCGCCCUUGAGGGUGCUCUGAAGAUUAAGGAAAUUUCCUACCUUCACUGCGAGGCUGUCAUGUCCGGUGAGCUGAAGCACGGUGUUCUUGCUCUCGUUGACGAGAACCUGCCCAUCAUCAUGAUCCUCACCCGUGAUGACCUCUUCAAGAAGUCGCUCAAUGCCUACCAGCAAGUUAUUGCUCGCAGCGGAAAGCCCAUUGUCAUCUGCAACCCUGGUGAUGAGGAGUUCAAGACCAGCGAGGCUGAGAAGAUUGAGAUCCCCAAGACGGUCGACGCCCUUCAGGGUAUCCUCAACGUCGUUCCCCUGCAGUUGAUCGCUUACUGGCUGGCUGUUAUGGAGGGGCUUAACGUCGAUUUCCCUCGUAACCUGGCCAAGUCUGUCACUGUCGAGUAAACUGCUCACACAGCAUGAGUGAACUUUGGUUUAUUGUCGGGUGAUUCGCCCCCUGGGAGUUGGGUUGCCAAAAGGGAGGAUAAGCCCUUGAUGCUUUUGAUGUCACAGGGGGCCACAAAAAGGCGAUGGCAACUUCGGAGCCCCCUGAUGUAUUACUGGGUAUUGUGAAAAUGAGGGAAUGGUCCAGCAUGGUAGAUUUGGGCCGGUCAAGAUAAAGGAGCGUAUCUUUUUGAGGUUAAAUGCCGUAGUCAGGCAACCUGAAGCAAUGAAAACAAUA